GUUUCUUCCUGUCAGCGACACAUGUAGAACAAGCAGCUAACGGGACCCAGAGAGCCGAGCGAAGGACAGUCAAUCAUAGCCUCUGUGCCAGCCUCGUUAUUUCUUUUCCCUUUCUUUUGCCAAAACACGCACUUCUCGGUCUGAGGACAUCACGGCAUGCGUAGACCUGUAAUUACGCCUUGCAAUGGACUCCUUUUGUUCCAGCGAAAAAAAGAACACUAAAGCAGCAACAGUACAACGGGAACCAUCCAGUGGAAAUACUAUCUGAUAACUCCAUUUGCUCGGCACUCCGCUUGUUGCCAGUGAACAUCCGAGCUCACAAGUCCUCACUGAGGUUCGCUGUCGCGCGGAGCUGGAGGCCGACCGCGCGCGAUAGUGUAGGCAAUCGCUUGUUACCGGUACUUUUUUGGGACUGUUAUAGCCUGCCUGUUUACCUGCAUACCCUGCAAGUCAUUAACUUUACAACCAUUACUCUUAAAAGAGACAAACGAGGGACAAUGGUGAAUCCCGGAGGCAGCAGCCAGCCACCACCCGUGGGCACAGGUUCUCUGUCCUGGAAGCGGUGCGCAGGGUGCGGAGGCAAAAUCGCAGACCGUUUCCUCCUUUACACCAUGGACAGCUACUGGCACAGCCGAUGCCUCAAGUGCUCCUGCUGCCAGGCCCAGCUGGGCGAAAUCGGCACGUCGUGCUACACAAAAAGCGGCAUGAUCCUCUGUAGAAACGACUAUAUCAGAUUAUUUGGGAACAGUGGAGCUUGCAGCGCUUGUGGUCAGUCCAUUCCAGCCAGUGAACUUGUGAUGAGGGCACAGGGCAAUGUGUACCACCUCAAGUGUUUCACUUGUUCCACCUGCCGGAACCGGCUCGUCCCCGGGGAUCGGUUCCACUACAUCAAUGGCAGCCUGUUCUGCGAACACGACAGACCCACAGCACUCAUCAACGGCCAUUUGAGUUCACUGCAGACGAACCCACUACUGCCCGACCAGAAGGUGUGUUAGGUGGGGAGCCAUGCAGGAAGCAGGAUGUGUGCCUUCAUUUUAGCCCUUACUCAUUGUCACCCAAGACAGCGUGGAUCAGCAGCACCCCAGGCCCUUUGCCCCAAAGGAACCCUCUACCCAUCUUACCAGUUACCUGACCUUUAUUUCUGCUAACCCAUACCCAAAAACGCUCUGCCUUCAACCUUGGCUUUUCCACAAAUAUGGGCGGAUACUUGCACUUAAUGCACCUGUUACGGGACGCUGAGGACUCCAUAACCCUUGGAAUUAAAAAAAAUGCAUACAUAAAAGGAGACCAAUCAGAAUCCAAGGGGACUCUUGAGGAAGAGAAAAUUAAGUAACACACAAGAGGAUGUUGUGACUGAAGUGAGGAGAAGA
Etheostoma spectabile (orangethroat darter) is the source of this 1370-nucleotide messenger RNA. RefSeq names its product LIM domain only 4b (gene lmo4b). The record is from RefSeq and is a predicted model, not a curated record. Bases 498 to 995 code for a protein of 165 amino acids. NCBI's taxonomy places the organism in Eukaryota, Metazoa, Chordata, Actinopteri, Perciformes, Percidae. The transcript has 5 exons.